Gopherus evgoodei (Goodes thornscrub tortoise) is the source of this 5604-nucleotide messenger RNA. RefSeq names its product myeloid-associated differentiation marker-like. Gene Ontology annotation, cellular component: membrane. The record is from RefSeq and is a predicted model, not a curated record. NCBI's taxonomy places the organism in Eukaryota, Metazoa, Chordata, Testudines, Testudinidae. Bases 3259 to 4140 code for a protein of 293 amino acids. The transcript has a single exon.
GUGCAGGAGGUCAGACUAGAUGAUCAUAUUGGUCCCUUCUGACCCUAAAGUCCAUAAGUCUAUGAAUGGGCUGGGCUUCCAACAGGGGCCAUAGCCCUGUAUGGCAAGGGACCGCCCCAGGGCUAGAGGAGAUCCCCAGGAGGGAGGGUGUAAGACCCUGCACCACCAUUCGCAGAUGAAGAUGGCCUGGGAUCCCCGCUCUGGGCUGGGUCCUAGCGUGGGGCUGGCCCACAAUGCUGAUAAGCCAGUUAACGCACAGACAAGUGCAAAGUCUGUCCCUGCACAGCUUGUUUGCUCACUGGGGAGAGGAAAACCCCAGCUCAGUCUGGCACCAAGCAACAGUCCCUGGCUUGGCCUCAGCCCGGCUGGGUGGCCUUAGCAAGGGGCUUCAUGCCCUUGGACCUGGGUUCUAUAUCUGGAAAAUUGGGCUACCCCUUCCCAGGGGCUGAAUCCACUACCCAGCGGGAGGUAGUACCUAGAUCCUGCCAUUCCCUUAAUCCAGUGCAGUGAGGUCCUUUACAGAGCUGGACUUCUCCACAUUCCCAGCUCUGGGCAUAGCACCGACCUCUUCUCUUCAAUCACCGCACUAUCCAGCCUCCAGGGACUCUGGCAGGCCCCAUUAAUCAUUUGCAAACAGUCUGGCCCUGUGCCCCUACCUGGCCUGCUCCUCAUUUCCAGCAGUGUGCCGGCUGGGGACUAGCACUGCGUAUCAAGGCCCCUGCUGAGGAGAGGGAGCUGGUCUGUCUGCCCUAGCUCUGGGGGUUAGGAGAGGUGCUAUGAGCCAUGGGCCCCUCUGCUCACUAGCUGUCUCCUCCCUUAGCCAGAGAGAGCUCCCACCAAGGAAUGCUACAGCCACUGAUCUGGGGAGGCCAACCUGUGACCCCCUGCAUCUGAUUUUCAGUGGGGCUGAGUACCUUACCUGCAGCUUGAUAGCAAGGCAAGCCACAGCCACACGGCCCACCUCUGGAAAUCAGGCCCCAUGUGCCCAAACUGGUCACCCAAGCGCUGAGUCCCCAGGAUCGGUGGGCAUUUUACAUGCAAUUGCCUGUGCCUGGAGCAUGCUGCUCUCCUCCUCUGCCUCCUUUACCACCCCCCCACCCCUGAGGAACCCAAACACAAUAACCUUGCCCACUCUGUAGCACUGCCCACACCAUGGCAUGUGCAAACACCACCUGAAUCCCUUCAUCUGGCAGCGAAAUGCAGCCACCUCUGGGGUGGAACGCAACAGGUAUUUGACGGAGCCGAGCAAUGCUAUAAUGCACCAGCUGGGAACUCUCGGGCUGUGGAUGGGGUGGAGGGCAGGCAAGUGGAACCCAGGAGUCCUGCACCCAGGCCUGUGCUUCAAUCGCAAGAGCUGUCACCUAGUCCCGUCUCCAUUGGGACACGGGGAGCAGCCAGGAGGAACCUGCUGUGCUGUGAGGAACAAAGUUCAUCAAGUAGCACUGAGCAAACCAAACCUACAGACAGAGUGCGCCAAAGGGUAGCCUCCUGCAGCAAAGGCUGUUUCCCCCCGCAAGGAGCUGGCGUGUCAGGUUCUUGGGCCAAAGUCCAAAGGAGCGUGAAGCGCCAGAGGCACUCAGUUAUGCAAAGAGCCGUUCCCAGCUCAGCACAGCUCAGCUCGGGCCAGGUUUCCUUUCACAUCACCUGCCAAAGCUGCUGCUGAAGGAUUGAUGGGAUCCUCACCCAACUCACAGCCCCUGUCCAGUAGCUGAGGCAAUAGGCCCCAUCUUGUUAGUUCUUACUAAAUGGGAUUACAAGUGGUGAUGUGGGGGUUAAAACCCCAGCAGCCCUAGGCCUAGCCCAGCAAUGAAAGUGCAGGAGGAAGAGAGCCAAGGAGAUCUCCCAAGGGUGAUAAAUGGGGGCCAGUCAGCACCAGUUCAGCCUGGAUCGCUCCAGGGCUGAAUCCUCUAGGGCCACUCCUCCACCUGAACCUCCUCAGUCUCACCUGGAACAGCUACUGCAUCAACCCGCCUGCUGCCACACGCUCCCCAGGGCCCCGUUCCUGCACCCACAACCCCUGGCACCUGCAUGGAGCCAGCUGCAGGCUUAAGCCCUGGAUUGGCGGCACCUCUGGCCUCAAGCACAUCCAGCUGCAAAGAACACCAGCUGUUUUCACAUUCCUGGAUGGCACCUCCUGUUCUCUGAGGGCCACAGGCUUUAACACAGCCUCACACUGUCUCCACCUCCCUUCAGCGCAGGUGCGAACCUCCCAGCGUGCACCCCUCCCCCCUUUGCUUUACAGAGAGAAGGUAAGCACGUGGGCUGCUGGCUGCUAGCCCAGCUCAGGGGAACCGGCUCGGUGGGGGAAGCACUCAGGUGAGCAGCCAUUGUGAGCUCAUGGCACUGUGCACCACUGACAUUCUCCCUGGCCCCAGCUUUGCAGUGGUGUAGCCCUGUUGACUUCAUUACAGUGCCUCCUCAUUUACACCAGCAUGGGUGAAAUCAGAAUCAGCCAUGUAGCCCCCGCGUACACACACCUCGCCCAGGUGUGAAGGACCCCAUGGGGCCAGGGGGCAGCAGGCUCAGUGAGGAGUGAGUCUGUGUGGACAGACGCUUUGGAGCAUGGCAGUCUGAGUGGAGGCGGCAGGUGAUCUAGUUACAGAGAGUUUCCAGGAACCAGCCAGCUGCAGGACACCAUGAGUUGCUCUUUAACCAGCUCCCCUGUUAAUGAUCUACUCUGCUGCUGCCCUGCCCUGAGCAAGAGGCUGAGCGAGCACAGGGGCACCUCCUGGAAUUCAGCUCCAGCAGCGGGCCAGGCAGCCAGCCCCCUCGAUGCCAAAGAAGCCCUUCACAUCCAGCAUUGUGCAGAGCUGGAGGAUGGGUGGGGACAGUGCAAGGCAGAGAGCUGAGGGGAAGCUUCCUGUUCACUCCAGGCUGGGCUCAGGCAGAGUGUAGGAUAAUCAGCCAUUUUAUUAAGUGUUUCCUCCCUAGCUCCAUCUCCCUGGACCUGGGGCCCACCCCCUUGGCCCAGAUAAGAGCAAACUCCAAUUGCAUCUGCUCUCCCUGGUACUGCGCUUGGGCGGUGCUGAGAGCCAGACAGGUAGGCUGUACCCAAGAUUGGCACCGCGCACUCUGUUCUAACAAUACUGGCUUCCAGACCUGCUCCAGCCCUUCAUGCCCAGUGCAUGCCAGCCUGGGCUAAGCUUUGUGGGCGAGGGUGCCUGAAUUCCUUGCCUUCCCGUCUGGCUCUGCAGUUUGAGAGGCAGAGGCUGCUGUGGUUGGCACAGGUUGCUGGGGUUCUCUCGUGCCAAGGACAUCAUGCCAGUCAUUGAGCUGAAUUUCCGCUCCUUGAUCACCCCUGUGGGGAUUGUCCGAUUCUUUGAGAUCUUCCUGUCCUGCACGGCCUUCAGUCUGGCGGCUGCUUCGACCCACUUCGAAGGAGCCUCUGGGGCCUGGUGCAUGUUCACCUGGUGCUUCUGCUUCAUCGUGUCUGUUCUGAUCAUGGUGGUGGAGCUGUUUGGCUUUUCUGAGAAGCUGCCACUGUCCUGGGAUGACUUCACCAGUGCCUUCGCCAUGCUGGCAGCGCUCAUGGUCUUCACCUCCUCCAUCAUGUACCCUUCCGCUUCCACCUUCCUCACCGGCACUUGCUCUGACUCCAUUUGUGCAUAUCAGGCAGCAGCUACAGCCAUGUCCUGCGUCUGCUUCGUUGCCUACGCCAUCGAGGUUGGACUGACCCGAUCCAGGCCUGGAGAUAUCAGCAGCUUCCUCGCCACUGUCCCUGGCCUCUUGAAGGUGUUUGAAGCCUAUGUGGCUUGUCUUAUCUUCUCCUUAGUGAGUGACCCCAAGCCAUAUAAAAUUGAACCCGGCCAGCAAUGGUGCAUAGCCGUCUACAGCAUCUGCUUCAUUGUCACGCUGCUCAUCAUCAUCCUCACCAUUGGCCGGUGUCUCACCUACAUACCCUUCCCUUUGGAGAAAGUCCUGGUGGGUUACAACGCCUUGGCUGUGCUCCUGUACCUGACGGCUGCCAUCAUCUGGCCCAUCUUCAACUUCAGAGGGAACCCCAGACCCAAUCCAUGUAGCAGAGAUUGCUCAUGGGACAGACUGCUGGGCGUGACCUUCCUUUCCUUCUUCAACCUCAUCGCCUACAUCGUCGACCUGGUCUACUCCUCCAAGAUGGUCUUUGUGACCAGGACAGCCUAACGGAGCGCGAUCAGCUGCACCCUGGGGCGUACAGGCCUGCAGUGGGAGCCAUCAGUACUGAAGUGAUGGGAAGGGACCGGGGCCACCCGUCGCUCAGGGCGGAGCUGUUUUGGCCUCGGCUGUUUUGCAUUUCUUCCCCCACAUCCUUGCUUUAUUGGCAUGUCCAUGCACCAGAGGGUUCUGUGUGUAUUUGAUUUGGCUGUUGUUGCAGGGAAUCAGGGCAUUCCUUGCAGGACAUGUGCGUAGGGGAUGGGACGGGAAGGGAGGGACACGGACAGAACAUGAUACCUGUUGCCCGUGUGUACAGCAACCUGUGAGUGAGCCAUAGAAGAGCGGGGAGGUCAGGAAUGGGGAGAUCCCAAUCCAAAGCCCACUGAAGUCAAUGGGAGGCUUUGCAUUGAUUUCAGCAUGUGCCAGAUUGGGCCCUGGAAGCCCAAAGAGCAUCAGGGGGCUGAGGCUGAGGCUGGGUUACCAAAUCCUGGCUAGUUAGUGUGUUGUGAUGCAGCCGCCUGCUGCAACUCGGAGAAACCUUCCUAUGCCACAAACUCUGGUCUGAAGACAGGUAAACAGCACACAGGGCUCCCGCCCUCCCUCCAGGAAAUGAAAGUUCGAGGGCUGGGGCUAUGCAAACAGCAGUGUGUGUGCUUAGAGGGCUGGGUGCCGGGCUGGGGGAGGGGAGCAAGCCAGGGUCUGCAGCAAGCAGGGCAUGGCAGGUAGGAAUGGCUGACUGCAGAGGGGUGACGUUGGCAUGGCCAGCUCCACGGUGUGGGGCUUUUUUAUGAUCAGUCAGGCUAGUGUUUACCUACUCUCUGAGGGUCUCAGCUUUCCGGGAAGGCUCCCCCCUCACUGGCCCCAUUAGGAACAAAAUCCACCCUGCAACACAUGAUCCAAAAAGACACCCUCACUGCUCUGCCGGGCAUCCACUUCCCCUCCCAAUCCCUGGGGCAUGGGAGCUGCCAUUCUAUCCUCCUCCCUACCUAAUUGGCAGCUUCCCCAUUCACGCUCCCCUCUACUUCCCCAUAUUCGCCUGAGCCACACGCACAUCCCCUUAGUCUGGUGCCGCACCAUUCCCUCCCUAUCCCCUUUGGCAGCCCCAUUCCCGGGUCUCCACAUUCUCCAGCCUGACCCACACAUGGCCACCCCCACUCCUGGGGCACCUUGCUUCUUCCCCACUGGGAGCAAUGGGAGGUGGUGGCCAUUCCUGCUGGGGGAACAGAAGGCUCUUUUUCAUCUGCAGUGUCAAAGCGACAUGGCAGCCAUCUUGCUGAGGGCAGCCUGUGGCUUCAGUCCUCCUGAUAGUGAUCGGAGAUGGCCGCCAUUUAGAACAGGGAUAAACUGGAAGGCAAAAAUGAAAUGAAAUUUGUGCAAACCUGUACAUGUGUGUGCAUAACAUUGCACAGGGCCAGCUCCAGGCACCAGCAUUCCAAGCUGGUGCUUGGGGUGGCAUUCUGCAAGGGGCGGCAG